Wyeomyia smithii (pitcher-plant mosquito) is the source of this 951-nucleotide messenger RNA. RefSeq lists its product as uncharacterized. The record is from RefSeq and is a predicted model, not a curated record. Lineage: Eukaryota; Metazoa; Arthropoda; Insecta; Diptera; Culicidae. The transcript is spliced from 2 exons. Bases 30 to 641 code for a protein of 203 amino acids. Gene Ontology annotation, molecular function: odorant binding.
CUAGAAGUUCAAACUUGUCGGCAUUUAAAAUGACCAAGAAAGCACUCGUAGCUUUUGCUAUUUUAAUAGUUCAAUUUGGCUUUUGCUUAGGAACGCCAUGCAAUGGAACAACCAGUUCAGUUCGUGCUAAACGGAAUCCUCCAUCCCGUUGCUGCAAUGACGGAUUCGAAGAUUCGGUCAAUCAUGAGAAGGUUGUAGCAGUGAGGCGUCAGUGUGCGGAGGAAAUGGGAAUCACGGAAAUGUCGGAGGAAGAACUGCUAAAAAAUCGAGAAACUCUUGUCUGCUUGAUUGAAUGCAUCACCAAAAAGCACGCCUUGGCUGACGAAAACGGCGAUGUGUUGCAUGAAGAUUUGGCAAAAGCUUUGAAGGAGCAUUUCAGUGUUGCCGAAUGGAAGACUCCCCUUCUGGAUGAGUUUAUUCACGAGUGUUUUGAGUAUGCGGAAGCGGAGCACGAGAAGCACUCGGAAGAGGGUGGCAAGUGCAAUCCGGAGGGUUUCCAUUUUGGCUACUGUCUGUGGCGUCACUUUACCCUCGCAUGCCCCGAGGAGAUGCAAGACGAUUCGGAGAGGUGCGAGUCGAUUCGGGGUAAGCUCAAAAGCGACGAAAGCGUUAGCGUGUGGAAUGCCGAUAUUGAUGAAUAGAAGUGUGGAGCUUUUUCAGUGGUAGCUUUCCUGCUACGGAGUAGCAAGCGACUUUAUUCUGCGAAUGCUCGCAUAGACUUGGUAAAGAUUUUAUAUUAUACUUAAAUAAUUGUGUAAACUGUAUUCUUUACUUACGGCUAAAAAAGUUUCCCUGAACCUGCCUUUUUCUUGUUUGAUACUUCAUCAGCAAAAAUCACCCCUAAUUCUUUUUUUAAAGCAUAUUUUGAUAUUAAAGUCGAAAACUGCUUCUUCAGUUUUGUUGCUAGAACUGUCAUCAUUUGAAGGAAAAAAUAUUGUUUCGCCAUUGAGA